Messenger RNA from Helianthus annuus (common sunflower), 3798 nucleotides. RefSeq lists its product as uncharacterized. Bases 1 to 3798 code for a protein of 1265 amino acids. Lineage: Eukaryota; Viridiplantae; Streptophyta; Magnoliopsida; Asterales; Asteraceae. The transcript has 4 exons. The record is from RefSeq and is a predicted model, not a curated record.
AUGGCUGAGGGAACUCGGUUCAAAACCCUAGAAGCUGAUCUUCAUCAAUUACAAACCGACCAGGUUCAAACUCGGACGACGGUUGAGCAGCUAGCUUCUUCUCAGGCUCGUCAAGAGAAGAUGUUAGCAGAGGUACUUCAACAGUUGGGCCGUUUACCGUUGAAAGGUCGGAGUGAUUCCGAUUCAGACGUGGAUCGGAAAACAGAGCAUGAGGGAUUUAGUAUCCUUGGUUGCCACAAACCAGCUCCUGUUCUUCAGCCUCGUUUUUCUGGCGCUAAUCCGGAACGUUGGGUGGCUCAAGCAUCACGUUACUUUGAUUUUUAUUCCAUUCCAGAUGCAGAUCGAUUAACGAUUUCUUCAUUCUAUCUGGAUGAUGUUGCUUCUGAUUGGUACGAUUGGCUCCAAUGUCAUCAUCUAUUGACCACUUGGGAGGAGUUUACAAUAGCUCUUCAGAAACGAUUUCGUUCCCCAGAUCUGGAAGAACCUGAAGGGCAACUGGCUAAGCUACAACAAACCUCCACCGUCAGUGAGUACCGGAAUAAGUUUGAGGAGAUCUCGAAUCGCUUGAUUCUCCUGCCUCGGGCGUUUCUGGUGAGUUGUUUUAUUUCCGGUUUACGUCCUGAUAUUAAACAAUCGGUGUUGGUGCACAAACCACAAACCCUAGAUGAUGCCAUGGAGUACGCAUUAAAACAUGAACAGAGGUUACUGCUGGAAAAAGGAGUGGGUCGCGUUUCAUUGGGCUCAUCUAAAGGCCUUUUACCUACUCCAAAAACCACCACUUCAACCACUAGUUCAGUUUCCCCAGCCCAAUUAAAAUCCCUUCCCCCUAAUAUUGGUUUUCGGAAGCUUUCCCCAGCAGAAAUUGCAACCAAACGUUCUCAAGGAUUAUGUUUCAAAUGCGAUGAGAAAUAUAGUUGGGAUCACAAGUGCAAAGCUGGCCCUCAGUUGUUAUUUUUUGAUGAUGAUCCACCAGAUUCCGAUUCCUCCUUGGCUUCCCUUAUCUCUACAGUUUCUGAUGGUACCAUAGCAGAAUCCUUGCAAAUGGAGGAGGCUAAACUCACUCCGCUAUCUCUUAUCAUGCAUUGUCCGAUUUUAUUAGAUGGUGGCAGUACCCAUAGUCUUGUUCAAACGCGUGUUGUCCAUUUCCUGGGCUUAACCAUCGAAUCGAUUUCUCCCUUUUCUGUUUUGGUGGGAAGUGGGGAGCGAUUACAGUGUGCUGGCAUAGCUAAACAAGUGGUAGUUGAGAUUCAAAAUAAGACCAUCACCAUCGAUUUGUUUGUUCUUCCUCUUCAAGGAUGGGACAUGGUAUUAGGGGCUUCUUGGUUGGCAACAUUAGGUCCGGUAAUAACAGAUUAUAAACUUGGUACAUUUGAAUUUCAAUCGGAAGGAAAACGUAUUUGUUGGCAAGGAGAUUCCUCUCCGGUGAUUCAACCAAUUCAGUUUCAUGGUUUCCAACAAUUACUACAUACUCAAAGCAUCGGUCAGCUAUUUCAUCUCCAGCUUAUUCAUCCAUCAUCUCCGGUAUGCUCGGCCAUUCCGCCUGAUUUACAAGCACUGUUGGAUCAGUUUUCCACUGUGUUUCAGCCCCCACAAGGUUUACCUCCUACCCGUGCUAAGGAUCAUGGUAUUACUCUUCUACCAAUGAGUAAACUGGUGUCCGUUCGGCCAUAUCGAUACCCGCAUUUUCAGAAACAAGAAAUCGAACGCUUGGUCGCUGAAAUGUUAGCUCAGGGCAUUAUUCGCCCUAGCACGAGUGCAUUUUCUUCUCCGGUUCUCUUGGUAAAGAAGAAAGAUGGCACUUGGCGAUUUUGUGUGGACUACCGUGCCUUGAACGCCAUCACUGUUCGUGACCGUUUUCCGAUUCCAUCUAUUGAUGAACUCUUUGAUGAGUUAUACAAUGCCAAAGUAUUCUCCAAAUUAGACUUACUAGCUGGGUAUCAUCAGAUUCGGGUUGCUCAAGAUGAUAUUUCCAAAACGGCCUUUCGAACACAUGACGGUCACUUUGAAUUUCUGGUCAUGCCGUUCGGAUUGACGAACGCCCCUUCUACAUUUCAGCGCUUGAUGAAUGAUGUCUUUCGGCCACAUCUUCGUAAGUUUAUUUUGGUAUUUUUCGAUGAUAUCCUUGUGUAUAGCCCAUCGUGGUCGGAUCAUUUGCAACACUUGGCAUUAACCUUACAGCUACUUCGUGAUCACCACUUGGUUGCCAAAAUGUCAAAGUGUGUGUUUGGCCAAUCUCAAGUGGCUUAUUUAGGCCAUAUUAUCUCUGCUCAAGGUGUAUCGGUGGAUCCUUCUAAGAUUGAUGCUAUCUUGCAAUGGCCAACUCCAUCUUCGGUUAAGGACGUUCGUGCCUUCUUAGGCCUCACCGGCUAUUAUAGGCGUUUUAUCCGUCACUAUGCAACUAUUGCCGGUCCCUUAACUGACUUGUUAUGCAAAGAUGCUUUUACUUGGAAUGAGACAACCCAUUCAGCUUUUACUACAUUAAAACAGCUUUUGGGUUCUACACCGGUGUUACGUCUUCCGGAUUUUUCUAAACCAUUCUUCAUAGAGACUGAUGCAUCAGGGGUGGGUAUUGGUGCAAUCCUCUCACAAGACAAACAUCCCUUGGCUUAUUACAGCAAGAAAUUAUGCCCUCGGAUGCAACAAGCGUCUACAUAUCACCGGGAGAUGUAUGCAAUAACUCAAGCUAUCAGCAAAUGGAGGCAAUACUUACUGGGCAAUAAAUUCACCAUUUUGACAGAUCAACAAUCACUAAAGAAUUUGCAACAUCAAGUAAUCCAAACGCCUGAACAACAAAAAUGGUUGGGCAAGUUAUUGGGUUUUGAUUUCGAUAUUUUAUAUCGACCGGGGAAGCUGAAUACGGCCGCCGACGCCUUGUCUCGCAUGCCGGACUCUCAAUUAUUGGCUUUAUCGUCUCAAGAGCCAUCCUUGCUUAAAGACAUCCACCGCGCCAAUCUAUCUGAUUCCGAGGCUCAAACUAUCAUUCACCAGCUUACUAAUGCGCCAUCAUCAGCUCCAUUUCAGCUUCGAGAUGGAUUGCUGUUUUACAAUAAUCGUUUAUUUGUGCCGGCCACAUCUAACCUCCGUUCUCAGUUACUAUUGGAGUUUCAUGCCUCGAUGGUAGGAGGACAUGCAGGUGUUAACCGUACUUUUCACCGGUUAAGCUCGAAUUUUUAUUGGCCCCGAAUGCGAGCUGCUGUCUCUCAAUUUAUUGCUGAGUGUCAGGCAUCGGCUCAAAUGACGCCUUUCGAGAUUGUCUAUGGCCGAAAACCGCCCACUAUACACCGUUACAUUCGGGAUGCUACAACUAAUGCAGCUCUGGAACAACAGUUAUUGGAUCGUGAUAAUAUUCUUGCCAUACUCAAAAUAAACCUCGCAAAAGCUCAGACACCCCGUAUUCAUCCUGUCUUCCAUGUUUCUUUGCUUCGCAAAUGUCUUGGUCAACCAACACAACAAGUCACUCCUUUACACUUGGUUGAUUCUACCACCACUAUGCUGCUAUUGCCUCAACAAAUCCUGGAUCAUCGUACCAUUAUUCGUUCAGGUCAAACAGUGGCCCAGAGUUUGGUUCAGUGGGAUGGCCUUCCUUCUAUAGAAGCUACCUGGGAAGACGAUUGCUUACUGCGUCUUAAAUUUCCAGAAUUCCACCUUGCGGACAAGGUGACUCUUGAUGGGGAUGGUACUGUUAUGGAUACCGGGUCAGCACACCUACGGAGAAGCCAACAAGUCAGGCAACCUUCUAGAAGAAUGCAAGGUUAUGCAUGGAAAGACACCUCAGCACCAGAUCCAACAAACUCUUAA